UUUUCGUAUUUUCUUAAAAUUUAAACACAGUGGUUAUGGUUCUCACACAAAAAAAGAGGCUCCACAGAGAAGAUUAAAAGCAAGCUGAGAUGAAUUUGUUGAGUCUAGCUUGGAGACGUACAUAAUAUCUUGGAAGAUCAUUUCCUUUCACUCUUCACUAUUUCUCUAACCGUUUGGUUCUGAAGCGAUCGCUGGGCGCGGAUAAACCCAAACGGAAAUUGGAAUCUGAAAAAGGAUGAGGUUUAACGAGUGCCCUAUGAAUUGGAUUGGCGUAACGGUUGGUGGUGUCGUGGGGGUAGUGGGUGCGAUAUUGACACUAAAAGAUGGCAAAGUGGGGAUUCCAUUAACCUUCGCUACGCAUAAUAGUAGCUCCGACAAGCCUCUCUUUGUUCCCGGUUUGCAAAACCUCCAAAACAAUUGCUUUCUCAACGUAGUUUUGCAGGCUCUAGCCAGCUGUUUUUACUUUCAGGGCUUUCUUCACGUUGUGAUGGGAGAGUGUGGGAAUAAGGACCUGGACGAAAACAUGCCUCUUUCGCUUUCUUUGGCUACUUUAUUAGAAGAGUUAAGUUCAGUUAGUGGGGAAAAGGUUACACUGAGUCCACGAAAGACUAUGCUCGCCAUGUCGAAUUACAUUCCAAACUUUAGUCUGACUAGUCAGCAGGAUGCUGCUGAAGCUUUUCUCCAUCUGUUAUGCUCUUUGAGAGAAGAAUUUGGAGAUUGUUAUGCUCCAAAGAUGAGUUCUUUAGCAGACAUUUUUGCUUCUAAUUAUAGAAUUCUUACUCCAAUACAGAGGGACUGUCAAAGUGAGCAGGACCGAUGGCAACAACACUUCCUUGGACCUUUUGAUGGGAUUCUUGCAAGCAGCUUGACCUGUCAAAGUUGUUCAUCCCAGAUCUCAAUUAACUUGGAGCAUUUUGAUUGUUUGCCUCUUUCACCUGUGCUCAGUGAUAGUUCCAACAUAAGAUUUGGUUGUACACUGGUGGAUUGCCUGAAGCAGUUCAUUGUUGCUGAACAUGUUGAAAAUUAUCGGUGCAGCUACUGUUGGCAUAAUGCUGCAAUCAAAUAUCUUUCUGUAAUGGAAGGAAAUGAGGUAGAGCUUGAAAAACUAAGGAGAUGCUCUGAGCCAGAAAUCUGUGAUUGCCGAAAAAUGUAUAAUCUUGAUAAACUACCAUGGUCAAACAGGUUUUCACAUACGCUGAAGCAGCUAAGUAUUGCCAGGUGUCCAAGGAUUUUAUGCAUACAAUUGAAAAGAGUUUCAAUGAAUGCCUUUGGAGAGCUAGUCAAACUACAGGGCCAUAUUUCUUUUCCGUUGAUUUUGGAUGUGUUGUCAUUCGUGACAACUUGGCUUGGAGUAAAGACACAGGACAUAGAUGUACAAAGUUUGUCAUUAAAUUUGAAGUACAACAGAAGAAAUAUAUUGCCAAAUCACUCUGAUAUGCAGUCUAAGAUAAGAACAUUGAAAUUUAGUGGCCUUUAUGAAGCAAGGAGGGAGCAGAUAAAUUCAUAUGCUCUUGACGAUAGAUUUAUCUCCUCUACAAAUGGACUGGAACUUCACAGUGACACUGUACUUCCCUGCUCUGGCACUUCAGAAAGUACUCACUCAGAUGCAUAUAUGCAAUCCAAUGACAAGGCAGAUGCUUCUUGUGAUUCAGUUUCUCAAGAAACAUGUUUGUAUCAACUUGUUUCUGUUGUUGAACACUUUGGUAAAGCUGGAAGCGGGCAUUACACUGUUUACAGAAGUGUAAGAGGGAAGUCCUCUGAAGAUGAGCUUAAUCAAACUCCAAUGCAUUGGUUUUGCAUUUCAGAUUCUCAAGUGCGUGCUGUUUCAGUGGAAGAUGUUCUUUCCAGUGAGGCCAGCUUGCUCUUCUACGAGAGAAUUCCAAGGAACUGAAUGCAAAAAAUCCUUUCUUUUGCUUUGGGAAGUUCUGUGUUCACAACAUGCAUCAGUUGCUAUAUCUGAAUCAUAGGAGUUCAUGGUAUAAGAACUGUGCUGAGGAUGUUCCAAAUUGCAUUCACAAUCUUUUCAGCUAUACUUGGAACGAUUUUCAGUUCCUUUUGUAUGCUCAGCUAAUUUUGUUCCCUUAUUGUGGUUAAGCCCAUCAAAAGCUUUAGUUGCAGACUCGUUAUCUCAACAGCUACAGUUGCAGACAGCAGCAGAAAACACUAACUUUUAUAAACUUUCACUCGAUUAACAUUGAUGUUUCAAAAGAAUA
Messenger RNA from Vigna radiata var. radiata (mung bean), 2213 nucleotides. RefSeq names its product ubiquitin carboxyl-terminal hydrolase 27. Gene Ontology annotation, biological process: protein deubiquitination. The record is from RefSeq and is a predicted model, not a curated record. The transcript has 10 exons. Gene Ontology annotation, molecular function: cysteine-type endopeptidase activity; cysteine-type deubiquitinase activity. Gene Ontology annotation, cellular component: nucleus; cytosol. The coding region runs from base 236 to 1891 and encodes 551 amino acids. NCBI's taxonomy places the organism in Eukaryota, Viridiplantae, Streptophyta, Magnoliopsida, Fabales, Fabaceae.